AUGGGCCCAUACACUAUAAAAGGAUGCUUGUCCACACACCUCUCCUUCAGUGAGGACCCACUGGAUUUGUGGCUGUUGGGCUUUGGAGCGCCAGAAGUUACUUCUAAUCUGGAUAUCAACAGAGCUUCUAGAAAGACCAUUCAUAGUAGUCUUAAACCUGGAUUCAGCAGCCUGCAGGCCUUCCAGAAUGAGGUCACCUGCACCAUAUGCAUGACCUUCUUCAUAGGCCGGGUCACCAUUGCCUGUGGGCACAACUUUUGCAGGCUCUGCCUCUGCCUCUGCUGGGAAGAAGGCAGAGCACCACUGCACUGCCCUGCAUGCAGAGAGAGCUCAGAGAAGUCCAAUUUCAAAACCAAUGUGGCCUUCAAAAAGCUGGCUUUCCUUUCCAGACAGCCCAGACCUCAGAGAAACAUCCACAGCUCAGACAAGCUCAGUGUGCGACAUGAGGAGACUAAGGAGCUCUUCAGUGAGGCUGACAGGAGAUUGCUCUGUGGGCCCGGCUCUGAGUCACCAGAGCCCAUGGCUCACAGCCACAGCCCAAUAGGAUGGGCUGCUGAUGAAAGCAGGGAUAAACUCACAAAGGAAAUGGACUAUUUAUGGAAAAUCAAUCAAGAAACACAAAGCAAUCUAAAUCAGGAAACUAGCAACACUCAUUUGAUAGUGGUAAGAAUGAAAAUGUUUCCUUUUGUUUUUAUGCAAAUAAACACAAUGUUGGCUUAUAAUUUUUAG
Sapajus apella (tufted capuchin) is the source of this 729-nucleotide messenger RNA. Its product is annotated as putative tripartite motif-containing protein 64B. The record is from RefSeq and is a predicted model, not a curated record. The transcript has 3 exons. NCBI's taxonomy places the organism in Eukaryota, Metazoa, Chordata, Mammalia, Primates, Cebidae. The coding region runs from base 1 to 729 and encodes 242 amino acids.